Moneuplotes crassus is the source of this 3917-nucleotide messenger RNA. NCBI's taxonomy places the organism in Eukaryota, Ciliophora, Spirotrichea, Euplotida, Euplotidae. The record is from the annotation of a GenBank genome assembly.
AUUAAAUCUAAAAAAUGUUGAUCAAUAAGUUUGAGAUAAAGAGCAAGAGAGUUAAAGGACUGUGCUUUCAUCCAACGAAGCCGUGGAUCUUGGUAUCUCUCCACAAUGGUAUUAUCCAACUCUUUGACUACAGGGUUGGAGUCAUCAUUGAGAAGUUCUCUGAUCAUGAAGGUCCUGUUAGGAGUGUUGAUUUCCACCGCACACAACCUUUGUUUACAAGCGCAGGAGAUGACCAGAAGAUCAGGGUUUGGGAUUACAACAAGAAGAAGUGCCUCUUCAUUCUUAGUGGCCAUAUAGAUUAUAUAAGAAUGGUCAAGUUCCACCAUGAACUGCCUUGGAUUAUUUCUACCUCAGAUGACCAGACCAUCAGGCUGUGGAACUGGCAGAAUAGAAGCAAUAUAGCGGUUCUGACUGGGCAUACUCAUUAUGUGAUGAGUGCUGAGUUUCACCCAGAAGACAACCUUAUCUUGUCUUCUUCGUUGGACAACAAGGUGUACGUCUGGGAUUACUCGGAACUCAAGGAAAAGCACCAAAAGUAUGCAGGAGAUUCCAAGAAAACUGAUUUAAUGUACACUGGCACUGAGGUCGAAGUCAAGCAUAUUUGUGAAGGUCACGAGAAAGGAGUUAAUUUCGCAUGUUUUCAUCCCUCCAGAGGCCUCAUCGCUUCUGGAGCUGAUGACAAGCUCAUCAAGCUCUGGAGGAUGAGUGGAUCUAGAGCUUGGGAAUUGGAUACUCUCAAAGGGCAUCAAAACAAUGUCUCAUGUGUUGCUUUCCAUCCAAAGCUUGAUGUAUUAGUAUCCAAUUCUGAAGACAGAACAAUGAAGGUUUGGGAUCUAAAUGCUAGAACAUGUAUCUACACUCUCAAAAAGGAUACAGAGAGAUUUUGGGUCCUGGCGAUGCACCCUACCUCCAACUAUUUUGCCUGAGGAUAUGAUAAAGGAAUGUCAGUCUUCAAAUUAGAGUCAGAGAGAUUUGACCACGCAAGAGUCGGAAACCAGCUAUUCUAUGUCAAAAACAAGGUACUCAUGGUUGAGGAUCUGACUAAUAUGGAAAGUCUUCCUCAAGCAAAUCUUGAAAUUGAGGGAAAGGCGGUAUUGAACAACCAGCCUUGUAGUCUCAACUACAAUCACUUUGAUACCUCCAAUCAUGAUGUUAUUCUGAACUACAAAGGUGAUUUGAACUUAUCAAUUUUGGUUCUCAUGAACAAGACUCUUGAUAAGACAUCGACUCCAAUUCAACGAAAGAUCGAGUCCUCAAAAGGAGCUGUUUUCAUUGCCAAAGAGAAGAUCUGUGUUUUAAGUAAAUCGAGGAACCUUGUAAUUUACCUCUUUAACGGGAGGAACAAGAAGAUAGAGUGGAACACCAAGCAUACCCUUCAAGGUAUAUUCCAAGCUACUAUCGGAAAAGUCUUGUUAAAGUCCAACAAUGAUGUCCUUCUCUUUGAUAUUGCAGCAAGAAAAGUUGUAGCAGAGGUGCAGUUUCCUAAGAUCACUCGAGUGUUUUGGUCACCCAACAUGAGUCAUGUUGCCUUGUUUUCAAAAGACCAGAUAAUGAUCUGUACCAAAAAUCUGAAGCCAUUGUGUAUAGUAAAGGAGACUACCAAGAUCAAAUCUGGUUGCUUUGAUAACGAAAAUGGGUUCAUUUACUCUACAUAUUCUCACAUUAAGUACUUGCUUGUCUCAGACAAAAUGUCUGAAGACAGCACAAGCUCUAAUAUCAGUGGAAUCUUCAAAGCGACCAAGAGCCCAGUCUACGUCUCAGGAUUUGUCAACGGAAUCGUGUUUUACAUAAACAGGGAGGGAAAAGUCUCCAGAGAGACUGUCAACACAUCUGAGUACGAGUUAAAGGUAGCCUUGAAUAAGAGAAAGAUUAAUGAGGUCAUACAGAUUCUCAAGAGAGGUCAGCUCAGUGGCAACUCUGUUAUCCAAUAUCUCAAAGAGGAAAACUGUGCUGAUAUAGCUCUCUUAUUUGAAAAAGACCCAAAGAAUAGAUUUUCCCUUGCUCUUUCCAGUGGAAAUAUCCAGGAGGCAUACAAAAAUGCAGCUGAGAUUCAAGAGAAAGAGACUUAUCUUCAGUUAAGUGAGCAGUCCAUGCUCCAAGGGUAUGCGAACGUGGCUGAGAAAUCUUAUCAAUCUUUGAAGGCUUUCAACAAGCUAUCGUUCUUCUAUGCAACCCAGGGUUGCACAUCAAAACUCAAAAGAAUGCAAUCGAUAGCAAUGGAAAUGAAUAACAAAAAUGAUAUUUUUGAAAAUUCCAUUCUUCUUGGCAACGUCAGGGAUAGAGUCAAGCUUUUGAUGCAGUCAAGCCAGAUUGCCUUAGCAUACACUACAGCCAAAGCUCAUAACCUGACUGACCUGAUUCCACUGAUAGAGCAGGAAAUACAAAAUAGAGACCUUGAGCUAGUAGAUAACUACACUGAACAGGUAGAGCAAAGAGCCCGUAAGGCUAAAGCCUUACUUCCUUGUCGACCUGUAUUCAUCGAAGAUGAGUCAUUCACCACAGCUAAUUGGCCUCAUACAAUGUUAUUACAGAGUAAUUUACAAGACACAGUAGAUGAGACUGAGACUCAAGAUACCUUCUACGAUGCCACUGCCACUGGAGAUAGCAGUGGCCAAGGAAUCUCAGAUCUCUUAGAAGACAUCAAGGAAGAUGAAACCAAAGACAACCUUGUAGGCGAAGAAGCUGCUCAUGGAGAUGACAUGGACCUACUAGCAGGUGACCUCGAUGGUGAAGACAACUGGCAAGAUAACGAUGGCAUUGAUCUUGAUGAAGACCUUCUCGGUGAGCUUGAAGAGGAUGAAGUAGGAGCUGAUCCUGAUCUUGCAGAUUUGGAUAAUGAAAUUAAUCAAAAAGAAGAAGAUGAAGUAUUUAUUCCUCCAACUCGAUCAAAUGACCCUCUAUUACAAUUAGUGUCAAACUCUAUGGUUCCUGCUCACCAUGUUGCAAUUGGAAAUUUCAAGGAGGCUUUAAAUCUGCUUAGAAAACAAAUUGGACUCUCAAAUCCAAAACCACUAAGAAGUAUUUUCACAUUUGUGCACACAAAUUCUAAAAUUAGCUUACCUACCUUACCUAAAUUCCCAUCUAUCAAUUCUUUCCUUCGCACGGCUGAUGGGAAGAAUCCAGUAGGAAUCAUUGACCACGAAUUCUUGAAGAAGAUUUACAAAGAAGGUUUUUCCGAAGUCACAAAGGGACACUUCAACGAAGCACUUGUUUCUUUCCAAAAGUGUCUUCAGCACGCUGUCCUGGCCGUAGCCACUACCACUGAUGAAGAACAGGAGAUAAAGAAGCUCAUCAACAACUGCGUUGAGUACAUUAUUGCAAUGAGAAUUGAGCUCAAAAGAAGAGACAAAGAUCUGACCACCACAACUAUUCAGAACUUAGAACUUGUUUGACUCAUGACUAUCUGCAGGAUGCAUCCUUCCCACAAGUUCUUGGCUCUGAAGAAUGCAAUGACUCUAUGCUACAAAGCACAGAAUUUCAUCACUGCUGCUCAUUUAGCCAGAAGUAUUCUUGACCUUGAGUCUAAAGGUGUUUUCUCAAGUAAGCCAGAGCUAGUCACUCAGUACAAGAAAUAUUAUGCUGCGUUCCAGAAGAAAGGGUCUAAUAAGGUCAAACUCAGCUUUAAUAUCGAAGAAUUUGCGAAAAUAGAGGAAGCUAAUGGCUUCGUGUGCUGUGGCUCACUCACUCCGUUCCCAGAGACUCUCCUGGGAAAUCGUACUUCUGGAGGAUUUUAUAAAUAUUCAAGUUCGGGGACACCAGAAAAAUCGAAUAUUUAUAAGGGAUCAUGCAAAUGACCAUUUUCAGGAGCUAUUUAUGGCCCUGACUUCCAAGGCAAAGUUUGUGAAAUCAGCGGGCUCACAGAGAUCGGAGCUGACGCCCUUGGACUCUGCAUACUUGAUCAGAGAGAAGAUUAGUGA